UGCGCGGUGAGGCCAAGGCGCCUAGGUGGGGCCCUUGCCUCAGGUGUCUACUGUCGGGCCUGACUCGGAUCUGAACGUUUGCGCCACCUACACUACGGUGGCAGACGCGGGCUAGGUGCUGAGGAGACAGCCUUUAGACUUACUUUAAAUCUGGAGUCCUCCUUGGGAAGCGGCGUACACCACCCGCCCUGCCCGCCGGCUCCUUGUGGUCCAGGUACAGCGCUGGGAACCGGUUCCCCAGGAACCGAAGACCUCGGGCGGCGUGGGCUGUGCGGUAUUACCGCCCCUCACGGAGUUUUGUUUUCUGCAUCAGGGAAACCCAGUCCUGCUGUCCAGGGAUUUGGCCGCUCUGAUCGACUCCCUGGAACCCAGAAGGAACCGGCCCUGUCCUGGGAUGUGUCGUGGGCCGGCCUGUGCUGACCCGGUCACGUCCCCGGUGUCGUCAUCCUGCGCCUCCGGGAAGCCCCACUUUCUCUUCCCCAAAUUCUGCGAAGGGGCGUGGAGCAACCACAGGCUUUCUCGCCCCUGAGACUGCUGUGGUUAGUACAUACCGGCGGCAAAGAUGCCUGGGAAAAGGUCCCUAAACGCCGCAGUCAUCCGGAGUGCCAAAAGGGAAAGGAAAGCAAUCACCCUCGACGUGAAGUUAGAAGUGUUAAGACGGUUUGAAGUGGGUGAGAAGCUCAGCCAGAUCGCAAAGGCCUUAGGCCUUGCUGCCUCUACAGUGGCGACCAUCAGAGAUAAUAAAGACAAAAUCAAAGCGAGUUCACAAAUAGCCACUCCUUUGAGAGCCUCCGGGUUGACUCGCCACCGAAGUGCAGUCAUGGAGACCAUGGAGCGGUUGUUGCGCUUGUGGCUUGAAGACCAGAGCCAGCGAAACGUGCCCCUGAGUGUCACCGUUAUUCAGAAGAAGGCCAAGAGUUUGUUUGAUGACUUACAGCGUGAGCAAGGUGAAAGCUCUCAAACAGAAAAGUUUACUGCAAGUAAAGGGUGGUUUGUGAGAUUCAAGGAACGCCACUGUUUGCCCCACUUCAAGAUGAACAUUGCAGCUCCUGCCAAGGAGGAUGAAUAUCCAGAAAUACUGAAGAGCAUCAUUCAGGAAGGUGAGUACACCCCCCAGCAAGUUUUUAAUGUGGAUGAGACAGGUCUUUAUUGGAAAAGACUGCCUGAAAGAACAUUUCUUUCAGUAGAAGAGAGAGCUCAGCCAGGAUUUAAAUCAUCCAAAGAUCGCUUGAUGCUGCUUCUUGGUGGCAACGCAGCUGGGGACUUCAAGUUGAAACCCCUAUUGGUGUACCACUCAGAAAACCCCAAGGCUCUGAAGGGGUACUCCAAGCCCAAUCUGCCCGUGAUUUGGCGCUCAAGCAGAAAGGCUUGGGCAACCAGGAGCAUCUUUCAGGAAUGGUUCACAUAUUUUUUUUGCCCUGCCAUUGAGAAAUACUGUGCCCAAAAUAACCUGACCAACAAAGCCCUGCUCAUCUUAGACAAGGCACCAUGCCACCCAGUCAAUCUGAGCGAUCUGUCUGAUAAUGUAAGAGUGGAGUAUCUUCAUGACAGCACAGCUGACUCGAUCCAGCCCAUGGGUCAAGGUGUAGCCUCUGCCUUCAGAGCUCAUUACCUGAGAAGGACUUUUGAGCACAUCCUAGAAGCAACAGAUGGGGAGGAUACAGCAGAGAUCAGGGAGUUCUGGAGAAACUACAGCAUCAUGGACGCUGUGGACAACAUUGCAGUAGCCUGGGGAGAGCUCAGACCAGCAACAAUGAACAGUGUGUGGAAGAAGAUUUGGCCUGAGUGUGUUCAUUUCCAGAGUGCUUCCCAAACAGAUGGCAUUGCACAGCUUCAACAAAAUAUUGUGAUCCUUGCCAAGAGUGUGGCUGUUGGAGAGGUGGGAGAAGCUGAUGUGGACCAGCUGCUGCAGUCCCACGAGGAGGGUCUCUCGAAUGAGGAGCUGAUGCAGCUGGAGCAGGAGCCCGCAGGAGAGGAGAAGGAGGGUGAAGAGGCUGCCCUUGCCCUGCGCCAACUAACCACACGGGAGCUGUCAGUAGCCUUCUCACAUUUUGAGGCCGGCUUGCAGGUCCUUACCAGUAACAGCCCUGAUGCCAUGUGGAAACAUCAAGUUUCAAGAGCAAUCAAUGAUGCAAUAAGCUGCUACAGGGAGCUGUACAGUGAGAAGGAGCGGUGCUCCAAACAGCUCUCCUAGGUGACCUCAGUGCACAACACACUCCAUGGCAGGAAGACCAGACACGACAGGGCAACCUCCUAGGUGACACCUGGCCAAGUCUUGGCUUCUAGAUGUUUAACAUCCUUGGAAACCCUGCUUCUGGUACAUUCAUUUUGACACUAAAGAGCAUCACAUCUUGUUACUGAAAUUGUGCUUAAAUAUGCGCUUUAAGAAGAUUGAAAGAAAAAUCCAGGAAAAGUUAUUUAAAACACACAAUGAAACACACUAUAAAACCUCUGAUUGAAUCAAGGAGGUACUCAAAUGUGUAGAAUACAAUAGAAAGUCUAGAAGUAGAUACAGAUAGGUUUUUUUUAAUAGUGCAGGACAGCUAGAUAAAAUUUGGCAAAAGCUAGUUAGUUCACACCUCACAGCAUACACAGGAAUAAACAAACAGACGAGGGAUCUAACUGUAAAAGCGGAAACAAUACAAAUGCUACACAACCCAUGGAUAUAUGCCUCUUCCCCAGGGGUGAUCAGGAAGAUCUUCUGUAACUCAAAGUCCAGGUGAAACUUAAGAUUAAUCAAUUUGAUAAUAUAAAAAUAUAAUAAAAUUUUUCCAUGAGGAUAAAAGAUAACAAAUAGAGUCAAAGGCAAAUGACACACCGGAAGAAAAUUUCUCACAGAUAAUGAGUUAAUAUCUCUGAUAUGUGAAGAACUCUUAAAGAUUGAGAAGAAAAUACCAAAAACCCCAUAGAAAAGUAGACAAAAGAUAUAAUUCAUAAGCAAGUAAAUUAGCUCUUCAAACAUAAGAGAAGUGCAGAUGAAACAACACUCAUACCAUUUCUCAUUAUUCAGAUCAGCAAUAAUCAAAAGUAUGGCUACACACUCCACUGGUUAGGCUGUGGGGUCACAGGCACCCUCAUUCACUGCUGGUGGGAACACAGACUGGUACAUCCCUUACAGAAGAGUAUCAAGCACUAAUACAAAAUAUAUUUAUUUUGAUUUAACAAUCCCACUUUUAGGAGGAUACACUUCCAACAAAAGAAAAUACAGAUGCAUGGAUUUUGUUGCAGCCUUGUUUGUAACUUCAAAACCUAGGAAAUAGCCUGAAGAGUCUCAUGUAAAAAGUCAAAUAUGAAAUGGUGCUUGUACACAAUGGCGAGUUAGACAGUUGUAAGUGAUGAUAACUACAAUAAUAGAACAAGGACGAACUUAACUGAUGUGGAGUGGUUUCCAGGAUAUAUUAUUAAUA
Messenger RNA from Capra hircus (goat), 3407 nucleotides. It is a transcript of the gene CENPBD1, whose product is annotated as CENPB DNA-binding domain containing 1. Gene Ontology annotation, cellular component: nucleus. The record is from RefSeq and is a predicted model, not a curated record. Lineage: Eukaryota; Metazoa; Chordata; Mammalia; Artiodactyla; Bovidae. Gene Ontology annotation, molecular function: DNA binding. The transcript has a single exon. The coding region runs from base 563 to 2194 and encodes 543 amino acids.